Colletotrichum karsti is the source of this 1989-nucleotide messenger RNA. RefSeq lists its product as uncharacterized. Gene Ontology annotation, molecular function: zinc ion binding; DNA-binding transcription factor activity, RNA polymerase II-specific; sequence-specific DNA binding. The transcript has 2 exons. NCBI's taxonomy places the organism in Eukaryota, Fungi, Ascomycota, Sordariomycetes, Glomerellales, Glomerellaceae. The coding region runs from base 1 to 1989 and encodes 662 amino acids. Gene Ontology annotation, biological process: positive regulation of transcription by RNA polymerase II; DNA-templated transcription. The record is from RefSeq and is a predicted model, not a curated record.
AUGUCGUCGAACCAGGCCAACGAACCUAAUUCAGGACCGCACUUCAGAGUCGAACAAACCACAACUCCCCAACCCAAGCCGCAGCAGCAGCACCCCAUCUCGACCAAGCUCGAAUACCGCGACGGCCUCCCCCUCCUCUCCCCGCAAAGCCCACCCGCCUCCAAGCCCACCCUCAUCCACAGAGACUGCACCCCCGGCAAGUGCCUCCAAUGCGUCCUCUCCGGCGCGCGGUGCGAAUUCGCCCAGCAGAAGAUCAGGCCCUCGGGCCGGUGCGGGCGGUGCGGGCGGACGGACGCGGACUGUCUCGUGCGGCGGCCGCGCGGGGCCGGGGAGGCGGGGCCCGUCACGGGCGGGGAGGCGCGGGACUGGGUCGCGGCGGACUCGGGGGUCCCCGACGAGGCGGCGGCGGUGCUCGCGUGGGAGCUGAGGACGAGGGCGAGGGAGGGGAGGCGGAGGGAUGUUUGCGGAGGUCAUAGUAGCCAAGCGGAUGAGGACUUGGUGGGACAAAUCGUCCUCGACUCCCUCAAGGCAAAUCAGUUCCCGAACGCCAUAAUCAACCACAAUGGCCUGUCGCUGCUCAACUCCCUCCUUUCGGGGCCUAUCAACAAGGUCUCCCGCCCCGGACUCCAAUCGGAUCACCGCACCCUAUUCGAGGACUUGCCUUACGAGACACGGGUUGACAUGCCCAGGGGCGAGGCAGCAAAUCGACUUAUCGACACAUAUUUCGAGCACUGUGAUUUCUUCUCACCUGUUCUCUCGUCAAAGGAACAUCUCACUGCCACGAUCGCACCGCUUUACGACACCUCAAACACACCAAAUCUUUCAUUGACAAAGGUCAAAUUCAGGGCGUCGAUGGUUUUCGCCACAGCCAUACUCCUAAUCAACAGAAUCGAUCCGUCGGUUCCAGUGGAGAGAUCACAAGUGUACUUCGCAGCCGCGAUGCACUUGCUCUCGAAGGAACCCGCAGCGAUUUGCACCGGCGACCUGGAUCACCUUACCGACCUGCUCCUGAUCGUGCAGUACUGCUGCUUCUGCCCCAAUCUCACCGCCGCGUGGCAUUUUCUCGGCCUCGCUACGCGGCUGGUGGUCGAAUUAGACCUACACAGCGAGAGAUGCACCUCCGCACUCGAUCCGGCCUUGGUUGAAGAGCGCAGAUGGCUCUUUUGGGCAACGUACACUUUCGAGCGCAACCUCUGCGUCAUACUCGGAAGGCCCUUCUCCAUUGCCGACGAAGCCAUCGAGACUCCUCUCCCGCCCGAGCCGGAGGACAACCCGCGACGGGCGCAGGCUUUGCAUCUGAUCAAAGCGCGCCGGUUCGAGUCCGAGAUCUACUCGGUGCUGAGGCAGAAGCACCCCCCGAACGGGAUGACGCUGGACAAGCCGGCCUGGAGGGCGAGCAUGACGCAGCGACUCCAGGAAUGGUUCGCCUCCACCCCGUCCGCCGACCACACGAGCCAGCUCACCCCGCAGCAAAUCUUCGAGGGCUUCCUCCACAACUCCUUCGUCAACAUGUACUACCCGUCGCAUCACUUCCCCGACGUCUCGCACGACGAGGUCUUCACGCUGGCGCGGCACGCCUCGGACAGCAUCAACUGCUACAAGCAGUCCUUCCGGUCGCGGGAGCUGCGCUUCUACUGGCGCAACAUCCACAACCUGUUCAAGUCGGGCGUCGCGCUGGUGUACUGCAUCCGCGCGUCCGCGGUGCAGCAGGCCGCCGGCGUCGACGUGUCCAAGUGGAUCGACACGGUCAACUCGUGCUCGUCGAUCAUGUGGGCGCUGGUCGAGCGGUACCCGCAGGGCCAGGCGUACAGGGACAUUUUCGAAAACCUCGUGAACUCGGUGUUGGGCAGAGACAGUAGUCUGCCCGUGUUACAGUCUGCUGACGACCAGGCUUUCAUGUUCAACUCGCUGUUCACGGCAUCAGAGGAGACGGACCUGCCGUUCACCGCCAUCGAUGCGUUAUCAUGGGGUUUUGCUCCGUCUGGCUGA